Messenger RNA from Centropristis striata (black sea bass), 1065 nucleotides. Its product is annotated as vesicle transport protein GOT1B. Gene Ontology annotation, biological process: retrograde transport, endosome to Golgi; endoplasmic reticulum to Golgi vesicle-mediated transport. The record is from RefSeq and is a predicted model, not a curated record. Bases 136 to 552 code for a protein of 138 amino acids. Gene Ontology annotation, cellular component: membrane; endoplasmic reticulum. The transcript has 5 exons. Lineage: Eukaryota; Metazoa; Chordata; Actinopteri; Perciformes; Serranidae.
CGUAAUGUACCACUAGCGUUGCCUUCACUCUGCUACUGUUGUAUCCCAUCAGUUAGCGCUAACGGCAGAAAGCAGCCGGUUUGACCCGUUACGAGCUUUGUGUUCUUUUUAUAAAUCCCACCAGCAGCCGCCAAAAUGAUCUCCCUCACGGAUUCACAAAAAAUUGGGAUGGGGCUAACGGGGUUCGGUGUGUUCUUCCUCUUCUUUGGGAUGAUGCUGUUUUUCGAUAAAGCUCUCCUCGCCAUUGGAAAUGUCCUGUUUGUGUCAGGUCUGUCCUUCGUCAUUGGCCUGGAGCGAACGUUCAGAUUCUUCUUCCAGAGACACAAAGUAAAAGCCACCAGCUUCUUCCUGGGAGGCGUUUUGGUGGUUCUGAUCGGCUGGCCGAUCAUUGGAAUCGUUCUGGAGCUCUACGGUUUCUUCCUCUUAUUCAGGGGAUUCUUCCCUGUGGCGGUUGGCUUCAUCAGGCGAGUUCCUGUACUGGGCUCUUUGCUCAGUUUACCAGGAAUCCGAACACUGGUGGAUAAAAUUGGAGAGAGCAACAACAUGGUAUAACAGAGGAAGGCUUUUGUAUUGGAGGAGAGUUUCAGUAUUUAUCAGAGUUCCUAAUAGUGACUGUAUGUUUUGGUCAUUGCCACUCCAGAACUGUGAAUGAAUCCAAACAAAGUGUAUCUGUGGAUGUUUGACUGACAUCAUGAUGUUUUGUAUCUGACUGCCAAGAGAUUUUUCUGUUUAUUUUAAAAAGCUGGAAGCAGGUCUCCCAUUUUGUAUCAUUCCUGUCUGAUAUUUAUGGACUGAUAACUUGGGACCAGUGGAUUAACUCGGCGGAGUGUCAGGAGGUCUUUACAGCAUCCUCUCCUCCAGAUUGCGUGCCUCGACCGUCACGGAGAGCUUUUUUCUGAGGUCCUCAAUGAAGCGUUACUGGAAUUUUGUACAUUGAUAAAAUAAAUAACGUGGAGAUAAAUGUUAAAGAACUGUUGUGGAGAAGUUGAAGAGGCUUGUUACGGAGAUGUUUUACUGUAACUUUUGUAAGUGCAUACUUGGAAUAAAGUGUGUCUUUUAUACGUU